Molecule: messenger RNA, 3128 nt
Organism: Cryptococcus deneoformans JEC21
Lineage: Eukaryota; Fungi; Basidiomycota; Tremellomycetes; Tremellales; Cryptococcaceae
Exons: 7
Coding region: 598-2775 (725 amino acids)
Biological process (GO): iron ion transport; intracellular iron ion homeostasis; copper ion import
Cellular component (GO): plasma membrane
Molecular function (GO): ferric-chelate reductase activity
Source: RefSeq, a predicted model, not a curated record
UCGGUAUCUACGUUUCCAGUAAUUACCAGUACAACUGACUGUCAACCUGUGACAUUGUGGUUGAUUGUCGCGUACAACAACAAGCAACCGUGAUGGGUGAUGCUAUAGUCAUCAAAUCUCACGUCCUCUAACUCGCGUCUGGCACAGGCGCACAGGCCUCUUCAUAGGCAAACAUGACUCAUCUGAGCGUGCCAUUCUCUCCUGCGCCCCUUGCACUGCUGCAUGAUGCACGGCCGUCUGCAUUUACUUGCUCCUUGUUCUUCAUCCUCCACAAUAUCCAUUCAUCCACUGUCCACUACCCCCGCCACCGCUCUCUUGUCCCAACUCUUCCAGGACGACUGGAUCGUCCACUGAACAAACUUACUUAGCAUACCCCCAAUACUUAAGCCUCACUUGCCUCUCAACUCAAAAGGGAAGCUUGCUGGCCAGGCCGAACUGACAGAAAAACGUCUACGACUGCAGCAAGAGUGCGUAGUAAAAAUUGAGUAGUACGGAAUAAAAGAAUAGUACUCAAAUCAGCACUACAGCAUUUACUUAUAUGCCAUCCAAGGGAGGUCAACGGUAUCUUCGUGGACAUAGUAAAGAAGGGCUACAAUCAUGUUGACUGCAGCAGUAAUCCCUGAUUCAAUUGGUGUCAAUCAAACUGAAUUGAUAUCACAAGAGAAAAACGAUCAGCUCUCUAUGGACAGGACAAUGCCUGGCAUCAUCCUCCUCUCCACAGCAGGUUUCCUUGCCUUUUGCAUGAUUAUCGACCAUCCCCGGUUUCUAGCCCGUCUUUUUGCUUCAUUUUUUGACCCAAAUAAAACCAAAGUCAAACAGGCACCAAAACCCGGUUUUCAUACAUCGCUGGGUUCUCAAGGUUCUUCAGCGGAAAAGGUGAUUGGUGGUGGCGAUCUCUGUGAAGGCUGGCUCCUAAAGAAGAAGACAAAUAGACAUAUUGAAAUUCUUUCCCCAAGGACACCGGCGUCCGAUAGACGCGGACACUUUUUACCUUCGGUAGGUGAAGAUGAGAGCCAAGAAGUGCGCCCGGUGUCGAGCCCUCUUCUUCAUCCUCCACCGCAUAUCGCUCCUCUUAUUUCUUAUAUGCCUUUUUCUGCCUCCCUUCUUUGCACUCCGUUUAACCGUUUACCUGGGCCCUUCAAAUCAAUUAUAACCGUUAAACAAGUCUACAUCAUCGUAGGGUAUGUUGUAUUGAUAGCUUUUGCUCUAUUCUGGAGAUCCAAACUCUCGCCGGCCGAGAAAACAUCUGGCUACGGAUCGGACUUCAAACGCUCCGGCGAUGUGGCUAUUGCUCAACUGCCUGUAGUGGUGGCUUUGGGAGUGAGAGGGAAUGUGCUUGGAUUGUGUGUAGGGCAAGGCUACGAAAAAUUAAAGCUAUUACACAAAGUUAUAGGAAGGAUACUGUUCGUGGCAGCAUCGAUCCAUGUGAUUGGUUACACAUAUAAGUGGUUAGCAGCUGGUAACUUUGUCAGCUCAUCAUCUCAGCGAUUUGUUGUAUGUGGUUACCUAUCCUAUGCUGCAAUGCUUUUGAUCAUUAUUUCUUCUCUCCCAUACAUUCGUCGGGCCUAUUAUGGGCUAUUUAAAAUGUGCCAUCUUGUAGGCAUGAUGGUGAUGCUAUUUGGAUUGGCCUGGCAUGUAGACGAAGCUGUCCCGUUUUGCAUCACAGGACUCGUAUUUUACUUCGUAUCUUUCGCUGGAUCUUUGGCCAAGACGCGUCUCGCAAAAGCUCAUCUACGUGCGCUUCCCAGCAGUAAUACCACCAUUGUUACUGUACCUGCCUUGAAGUCCGGAUGGCGCCCUGGCCAACAUGUUCGGAUUCGAAUUCCUGCUCUAGGUAGCCGACACGGUUUUGAGGGGCACCCUUUCACUAUUUCUUCCGCCCCUAACUGCGAGGGUAUGGUGCUCAUGUGCAAAGAUGCAGGUGAUUGGACAAAGCGGCUGUUUGACUAUUCCAGAGCGCUUGAAGCUUCCACUACUGAACCCGAAUCGGGAGCAGGUCGCAAUGUCAAAAUCAUUAUUGAAGGUCCUUACGGAGGAACAGGGAAUACCAUGCUUUCAUCCUUUUCCUCUUUGGUCCUUAUUGCCGGCGGGUCAGGCAUCACGCACGCUUUGGCCGUUGCUCAUGACCUCGUGAUGCGCGCUCCAACUGGUGCAGUCAGAGCGCGAAUUGUGGAUUUGGUGUGGAUUGUCAAGACGGAACAAGAAGCAAAGCCUUUGAUGGCUACUUUGCUAGAAUUAGUGUCGGAUGCGAAAAGUUGGGAAGCUGCUUCUAUUGAGGGACAAAGGAGGCAAGCCAACUAUGCUUCCCCAACAGCCCUCAGGAUCCAGAUCUUUGUCACCCGUUGUCCAGCAUCUUCGCCUCUCGCACUUAUUCCCGAUGCUACUGCCCUCUCCAGCUUCAAUGUUGAGACUAGCGCGGAGAAGUCAGGUAUGGUUGGUCAUAUGUCAGGGACGAAUACAGAGAAGGUGGCGUACUUAUCCCGCAAUCUAUCUGCUGCUUCAACAAUGUCAACAAUGAGAGACAAAUACGUACAACUCUCUGGCAUUACAGCUCGCCCAGCCCGCCCCAAUCUGAACAUUAUCAUUUCGAAGAUUGUCGACGAGACCAUUGCCCAUCAUCGGCAGAAUCUGACCGAAGCAAACGGGAUGUACAUCACGGCAUGUGGCCCAGAGGGCCUUGUAUACAGUACAAUGCAGGCCGUCAAGGCCCUACAAGCCUAUAAACGGACAGCAGUUGGAGGAGUAGAGUUUGAAGAGGAGCGGUUUGGAUUCUAGCUGCGUCACCACUCAAAAGCUCGUAGACCGCAAUUAUUGACCGAUAUCAGGGUGAUAACAGAACGGACAGCAAAGGCAAAAGGAGAAGAAGGACUCGGGGCUGGAGACUAUAAGGCCAAGGGGGCCAGAAUCAGUUGGAUUGGAGGGAAAUCACUUAGAAACCAUGAGCUGGAGCUCUUUAUCGGAUAUAUUAGGGUACAGGCCUUUCAGGUUUUAGGUACAGUAUGGCCAUUCUUCUUUUUUUAAAUGGUAUCUUACUUCUUUUACUCCCUUAUGAUGUCUUUUGGUAAGUAUUCAAAUUCUUUGUUCUUUGUCUGCGGUUCUUGGCUGCUCGUUUUUUCUUUGUUCAUAAA